UGGAACGGGGAGGGGAAAGACCAUCCUCGAGUUCCCGAGUGAUUGGCAGUCAGGUUUCUGAGGGUUUUUGGGUUUUGUUUUGUUUUCUUUUUUUUUAAAUAGAGAAAUGCAUUCGUGUGGAGAAUGGGUAUACACCUGACUCUCCAGGAAAUAGGCCCUGGGGGUUGGGUUUCUAGGUCCUACAGUCUGACGCUCGAGAAUAGAAGUAGGCUGGAGGACUGAAACCUGGAUCUACAGUGAAGCAGUUAGGAAAGGGUGUUGACGGGUGUGGCGGCGCACGCCUUUAAUCUCAGCACUCUGGGAGGCAAAGGCAAGAAGAUCUGAGUUUCAGGGCAACCUGGUCUACAUAAUGAGUUCAGGCCAGCCAGGGCUACACAGCGAGACGCUGUCUUAGAAAAGAAGCAAACAAGACAGUCUUACAUGUUUUCUGAGGGAUGUCUUUCCCCGCCUCUUGCUUUCCAGCAAUGCCUCUGCCUCAGGGUGAUGUGACUGCCUUAUUCUUGGGGCCUCCCGGCUCGGGAAAGUCCGCGCUGAUCGCCGCGUUAUGCGGUAAGAAUGUGGACGCGGUAGAAAUUCCCGAUGGACGGCCGGACUCUGGGGUCCCCAGCCUAAGAGCUGCAGCUCCGGGCCUCUUCCUGGGUGAGCUGAGUUGCCCACCCGCAGCCCCCGGGCCCUGGGCGGCGGAGGCCAACUUGCUGGUAUUGGUGCUACCAGGAUCUGAGGGAAGCGAGGAACCCUUGACCCCAGCUCUGGGAGAGGCAGCACGGGCCGCCCUGGCCAGAGGAACCCCGCUGCUGGCUGUACGGAAUCUGCGUCCUGGAGAUUCCCAGAAUGCAGCUCAGGCCCGGGAUGAGACUGCGGCCUUGCUGGACAGUGCUGGGUUAGGAGCUGCGCCUCUCUUUGUGCUGCCCGCGGAUUGCAGCAGCAGUGACGGCUGCGAGGAGCUAGAGCGCCUGCAGGUGGUGCUGCGGACCCAGGCGGAGGCACUGCAGAGGCUCCUGCCUCCUGCCCAGGAUGGCUUCGAGGUGCUGGGCGCAGCAGAGCUGGAAGCUGUUCGUGAGGCCUUCGAGACUGGUGGCCUGGAGGCGGCGCUGUCGUGGGUGCGCGCUGGUCUGGAGCGCCUAGGCAGCGCUCGAGUGGACUUGGCGGUGGCCGGCACCACCAACGUAGGCCUUGUGCUGGACAUGCUACUGGGGUUGGAGCCUGGCGACGCGGGUGCUGCGCCUGCCUCUGCACCCACUGAGCCCACCCCUUAUCCUGCUCCAGAGCGCCCCAAUGUAGUGCUCUGGACCGUUCCCCUGGGCCCCACAGCCACAUCCCCUGCCGUCACCCCUCACCCGACCCACUACGAUGCCCUGAUCCUCGUCACCCCUGGGGCUCCUACGGAGGAGAACUGGGCCCAGGUCCGCUCGUUGGUGUCCCCAGAUGCUCCACUCGUCGGUGUGCGCACUGACGGCCAGGGCGAAGAUCCACCCGAGGUUCUGGAAGAAGAAAAGGCUGGGAAUGCAAGGGAUGGGAACUCAGGCGAUGCACGCAGCGAAGGAAAGAAACCUGGCAUCGGGGACUCAGGAUGCUCUGCGGUUCGGAGCCCAGAGGAUGAGCAGUGGGAGGUGCUGGAGGAGGCGCCUCCGCCCGUGUUCCCUCUGAGGCCCGGCGGCCUCCCGGGCCUGGGAACUUGGCUGCAGCGGGCACUGCCCACAGCUCAGGCGGGAGCGCUGCUGCUGGCGCUGCCACCCGCAAGUCCUCGGGCGGCGCGGAGGAAGGCGGCAGCAUUGCGGGCAGGGGCGUGGAGGCCAGCCCUCCUGGCUAGCCUGGCGGCAGCCGCCGCUCCAGUACCAGGACUGGGCUGGGCUUGCGAUGUGGCGCUUCUCCGGGGACAGCUGGCCGAGUGGAGGCGCGCGCUGGGCAUCGAACCUGCGGCCGUGGCACGACGUGAGCGCGCCUUGGGCCUGGCUCCCGGAGUACUGGCCACGCGCACGCGCUUCCCGGGGCCGGUGACGCGAGCCGAGGUAGAGGCCAGGCUGGGGUCCUGGGCAGGUGAGGGCACGGCCGGAGGUGCGGCAUUGGGCGCGCUCUCCUUCCUAUGGCCGGCCGGUGGUGCAGCGGCAACAGGUGGGCUGGGUUACCGUGCUGCGCAUGGUGUACUGCUGCAAGCCUUGGAUGAGAUGCUGGCUGAUGCUGAGGCGGUGCUGGGACCCCCAGAGCACAAUCAGUAAGGCGCGCGGUGGGGCUUGGGGCAACUGGUGACUUGGUUCGUAGCCCCAUAGCCUCUGAGAUUAAGGAGUGAAGUUGUGUUACUCAAAUCCGGAGACUUGAAGGAGACUGGCAUCUCGUUGAAAUCCGAGACCUACAGUCACCCGAUUUCCGUGGCUCUGAAUGGGAGUAAGGUCUAUGCGCCAGAAGUGUGUCAGCCAGAUACCAAUGCAGUAAAGGGAAUUGAGGGCCUGGGACUCAUAGAAAUGGGAGCCUUUUGGCGUCCAGCUGACACCUGGUCCUCAAUCUCUAGAAGCCUUGAUUCCUGCCUUCCUAUGAGUGAACCUAUGACUAUGGACCGGGUGCUUCAGGGAGUUAGAAUCCUUGGAGCGCUGGGUCCCAAAGGGAAACGAGACGUAAGUUGUCCGAUGAAAGAACAGAUUUGCCGGAGCUGUGAGAGUCUUAGAAAAAGUCUGGUUCCUAAGAAGGCUCUAGAGAUUGGUUGUCAUUUCUUGGGUGGUGGGAAGCCUGUGGGAGACCAGGGGCCUGCUGGAGACCCUUUGAUCUGGAGUGUGGAAGAUUGUCAUUUGCUCUUCAAGGCUUUGGUGUAGAGAAUACUGUCCCACAAAAUUGAAGAGAAGGGACAGGGAGGGUCUGGGUAAGGUAGUCUUCCGAUGGUCAGAGCCUAAGAAUGGGGCCUAUAGGGUAUGGAAAAAUAGCAACCCACACUUGGAAAUACCUCCCUUGAGCCUCUGAUGAACUGGGAUCGUGGCUUUACUGGAAAAGGGUGUGACUACCCCCAUUUUAUAGGUGCUGGGUGAUUCAGGGUCUCCGGCAUGUGUGCUCCUGUUUAUUACUGGUUUUUUCUGCCAUAUGGACCUUAACCGUUGGACCUCCUGCUCAUCCGGAAAGGCAAGAGUCCUACUGUGGCAGCCUAUGGUUUUCUGCAUGACGACCUCUGAUCGAUUUCUCCAAGAUACGUGCUGCUGGUCCACACAGGAUGCUGCUGAGAGUGGGGGUCCCCCACAGGAUAGCUGGGUAGGCCAUUGACGCUGGAGGAAAGUGCCAGGAGGGAGGCAGAGGCAGAAACCACAGUGCGCAUGCGCAUCAGCUUUGCACAGAUGCGAGAAGCCAUGUAUGAUUCCCCAGUGUUGAAAACAGGAGGGCGUGGCAGAUGGGCCCACCCGGUUCAGAGAGGCAGUGUGUGGCCUGACCCUGCCUAUUCUCGGUUCCCAGCCCAUCUCCAGCAAGCCUGAUUUGUUGUUCUGAUGCUCAGGUCCCGCCUCGGGACUUAGGCAUGGUUUUCUAUGGAACACUCUGCCUCUCCGUCUUUUAUGAGGUAGGGUCCUCAUUGUCAGGUCUCCCCGAAAUGGCUCUAUGAUCACCCAAAGUAGCUUGCAUUGAUCCUGGCCACUUGAUCGUCCCUGUAGCGAACAUUGCUAUCAAUGGCUUUAUUUAUUCACUCAUUCAUUUAUUUGCCUGUUCAUUGGCUCUUGCUCCUUGCCUGUCUUUCUCUUGGGUGUACCCUAGUACCCAGAGCAGUGCCUGACACACGGUAGGUGCCUAGUAUUUAUUAUCCUGGUUUAUUGAUCAUUGGCACAUGGCCUGGAAUUCAGGUUGUCAGUAACCUUGUUACAAAAAAGGGACAAGCUAGGGAGAAGCGAGCCCCUGGUGGGAGAGCAAACCGAAGCAGGAGAGCUUGGCCCCUGUCACCUCAUGAGCAAGUGCCGUAUAUUUUCACCUGGUAGAUGAAAGGACUGGACUAGAACCAUAAGAGUUUCUGAGGGCUAGUGAUUGGAGGUUGCAUAGCUGGGCUUUACCCCAUCUAACCUUGAAUUCUCACCUCUGACACCAUUCACCCUAUGAAAGGGGGCAUCGGAUUUGGCUGUUCAUGCCUGUAAUCCCCGCGCCUCAGGUUGACACAGGAGAAUUUGAAAUGUAAGGCUGUCUUCGGUGACAUAGAGAAUUGCAGGCCCAUAAGCUUCAUGCCUGAUCCCAUCAGAGUCUAGAUGGACCUUGAACUCCACAUGGUCUGGCCCUGAAUCUUCUCAUUCCCUGUUCAGCCCAUCUCCAGCCAGCCUGAUACUAAGUCCUUCUCCAUGCUUGACCAGCUUUGGCCCUGCCUCGGCCUCCCCAGUGCCAGGGUUAUGGCUCUAAACCACAGCACCUGGCUUCGAUGUUAAAGCUCUUAGGUCAGCCUGACACUUAUCACCGAGUCACCAGAACAGAUGCGUUCCUUACACCUGAGCACACCUCAGGUCACGUGAUAGAUCUAAUUGGAAAUACUUGAUAGAUUGAGGACCCAAUUCACAUACCCGUGUUUUAAUUAUAUUUGACAGGUCCCCCCCCCCCCAAUAGUUCAAUCAAUGCCUCACAUAUUAGAGGCAAACAGUCUGAUGGAACCGUAUCCCCAGCUCUGGGGGCUGGGGGUGGAGUUCUGGGCAGGGCCUCCACCACUAAGCCACGCCCACAGGCCCUCAUUGGGGGAGUCUAGGCAGGGGCUGUACCUCUGAGCUAUGUCCAUAUUUCUAGACAAGGUCUCACUAAGUUGCCUGGGCUGCCCUUGAACUCACUGUAUUCCAGACAGGCCUUGAAUUUGGGAUCCUACUCUCAGCCUCCCAAGUAAGUGGGAUCACAGGCCUGUCUCACCUCCUGGCUCAGUUUUCUCAAACCUGCGAUGUUCUGGUGGAUCGAAUACAAAUAGGAUCUGAGAUUGAUUCUUUUCCUCAGUGGCAUUUGCCACACAUUUGGAUCACAGUUCAAUAGCACAGCCCAUUGUGGGAGAACUAUAGCGGCAAGAGAGGAGACGGGUAUCCACAUUGCACAGCCGCAUUUGGGAAGUAGAGAAAUCACUCUCUCCUUUGUCUUCAUCCCAGGACCACAGCUCUGAGGACUAGUGCCUCUAACAGUAGGUGACCCCGCCUCAUUUAUCCCAGUCUAGACACUCCUCCACAGCCCUGGCCAGAGUUAAUGUGAAUUCUGUCAGUUAACACUGACCAUCACAGACAGCAGGUAGCUGAGGAUUUGCUGUUACACACGCAUGUGGCUAAGCAUAUGCAUACUGGCACGUAAGUGUGCUCAAACACAUACCCAGCUCACAGGUACUGCAGCCCCUCCUCAGAAGCUUGGAACUCAAUGUUAUUCCUCUACUGCCUUGGCCCUAUUUCUUUGGUCUGGCUACAGUAACAGCCACCUUGCUCUCCUGUGACUUCCUGUUAAGUGUCCUGCAUUCUCUAAACCCUCUGGUCCUUUGACUUCUUUUUUGGUAUUUUGACAUAGCCUAGGCUUGCCUUCAACUCUGUAUGUAGCCAGUGAUGGCCUUGAAGUCCCAAUCCUCCCUCCACCUCUCAAGUGCUGGGAUCACAGGCAUGCGGCCCUAUGCUCGGCUCUGACCAUGUCCUGCUUUGGUGCCGCAUGGCGUCCCUGUCCUGUGCUUUGCUGCCGUCUCUUCUCCUUGAGGCCGGAGGCCCAUGGUAGAGGCAUCGGGAAAAAGCACAAUGUGGUCAUUGUGCACGUUCUGGUCAGCUCCAUAAACUUGUAUACGGGCACUUUUGUGUGUUGGGAUUCCUUGCCCAUUUUUGUUUUGUUGCUUGGAGAGAGAAUCUAGGCCAUCUCAAACACCUGAGGCCAGGUGCUCCUCCUGUCCCAGCCUCUCCUUGUCCUGGAUUAUAGGUAGAGGUGGCUGCCUUUUAAACUAUAAUUCCCCCUCCCCCGAGAUAGGGCCUUACUUACUCUAUAACUCUAACUCAUGGCUUGGCAUCUGAAGAGCUGGGGUUACCGGUGCAAAUGACUACAUGUUGCCUAUGUGAUCUUUUGUUAGGGUUUCUCAGCUUUUCCAGAAUGUAAGUAAAGCUAAGAGUGAGACCUCCGGAAGCCUCCAAAUAGAAAAGGUUCAGUCUCCCUUGUCACAGGUCACUGGCUGCCAGCCGAGCUCCCAUGAGGCACUUCAGGUCUGGAAGAGCCUGGACACAGGAAUUCUGGGAAAUGUCAGUCUUCCAUGCUGGAAUUGCAACUAUACAAUCUUGGCAUUGCCCUUGAAAGACAAGCAGGUUUCAGAAGUCGGUGAAUGAAUGAGGUGCCCUCCUCAACAUGGACAGAGUCUCACACUUCUGGCUCAUGAAGGAACUGUCUAUUAGAAUGUGUGUGUGUGGGGGGGGGGGGGAAUCUGUCUGGUCAACCUGUGGUGUGUUUUGGAAAAAAGAAUAAAAGGGUAGAAAUACUA
Molecule: messenger RNA, 6415 nt
Organism: Rattus norvegicus (Norway rat)
Lineage: Eukaryota; Metazoa; Chordata; Mammalia; Rodentia; Muridae
Gene: Irgq
Product: immunity-related GTPase Q
Source: RefSeq, a predicted model, not a curated record